Carassius gibelio (silver crucian carp) is the source of this 1538-nucleotide messenger RNA. RefSeq names its product protein Spindly. The transcript has 6 exons. The record is from RefSeq and is a predicted model, not a curated record. The coding region runs from base 269 to 1060 and encodes 263 amino acids. Lineage: Eukaryota; Metazoa; Chordata; Actinopteri; Cypriniformes; Cyprinidae.
UCUCUCUCUGUGUGUGUGUGUGUGUGUGUCUCUCUCUCUGUGUGUGUGUGUGUCUCUCUGUGUGUGUGUUUGUCUCUCUCUCUCUCUGUGUGUGUGUGUCUCUCUCUCUCUCUCUCUCUCUGUGUGUGUGUGUGCGUGUGUCUCUCUCUCUCUCUCUCUGUGUGUGUGUCUCUCUCUCUCUCUCUGUGCGUGUGUGUGUGUGUGUGUAGCAGUGCUCCAGCGAGAGCUGCUGGUGUCUGGUGAGCGUCAGCAGGUUCUUCAGGCAGAGAUGGAGGAUCUGUCGGUGCGUGUGUGUCAGAAGGAGCAGCUCUGUGUGGAGCUGAGCAUCAAACAUGAACAACUUCUGGAGCGGUUUCAGAAACAGCAGGAACAGGCCGAUCUCCUGCAGCAGCGUUUGAUCUCUGUGACAGAAGAGCGCUGGAGGGACGCCUCACUGCAGUCUCUUCAGCUGGAGCAGGUGAGCUGUGAUUUACAGCAGCUGCAGGGCUCAGAAAAGCAGCUCAUGGGCCUGGUGGACGAGCUGCACCAGGAGGCCCAGCUCAGAGCCCAGCAGACCGAGGUCUUGGAGACGCAGCUCCACGAGGAGACUCAGAAAAUACAAGAUCUAGAGAUGCAGCUAAACAGCAAAUCUCUCGAGCUGAUGGAACUCCAGAUGUCCCAUGAAGCCCUGCGGCAGGAUCUGCAGGAUCAGCGCAGCGCCCACCAGAGGACGGUGGAGGAACUGCGGCGCGAGAACUCGGAGAGUCUCGGCAAACUCCGUGAAACAGCCGAACAGUUCGAGUGGCUCUGCGAGCAGCAGCGGAGAUGGAUGAGCUGCGUCAAGAGGUUUAAGGACUGUCUGUCAGGUGAGAAGGAGUCCCUGGAGCUGCAGGUGAACAGGUUACAGAUGGAGUUGGAUACUGUCAGGAAUAAUGUGCAUUUCAAUCGUUCCACAGAAUCCUGCAGCAGGAGGGAUGUUGAGCUCCAGGCUGAGGUGGACCGAUGGAAAACACUGUAUGAAGACCUGCUCAAGCUCAGCACACAGCAGAAGGCAGCCGAUGGACACCUCAAACCCCCGUGAGGACCCAAACACAGACGACAGCUUCACAUCACAAACCGAUUGAAAAACCUCUAGUUCUGCUGAAAUCAUUGUUAGUGAAUAUGCAGGGUUUAUGAAAAAAGAGAGCAGUUCAGGUCAAGUUCUUCAUUCUGUUCCUCAUUUGUUCAGGGUCAUCAGAAUUACAAUAAAUGUUGUGCAAUCUAUUGCACUUUUAUGCAGGAUGUUAGAAGUUGUGAGAGUGUUCAGACACUAGAUGGUGAUGUUCUACCUCUGACAGUCACAUUAAACACAGCUUUGACCUCUGACCUCUGAUCCACCUCCACUCUGACCUCAGAGAUGUGUUUCUCAACUAUUUACAUAUAUUAAUAAUAUUAUAUAUUUUUUUGAUGUAUGUAUGUAUGUUUGUAUGUAAUACUACUUCAUUGUGGCUGAUUUGUGGACUGCACCCUAGACCUGCUUCAUUGUCUCUUUUAUUUCCACAGUGGUCAUUUCUGACUGU